AUGCGGCAGGCAACAGAUCAUUACCUGAGCGGCAAUUACGAGGCGGCAGUCUCUGCACUCAAAGAAACCAUCAGGAAGGCGCCAGGGCUUCAUGAUCCUUUCCAUCUCCUUGUCCGUUGUAUAUACCUGAGCCGCGGCGCACAGAAAGCUACGGGGAAUGCGGUCGAUACCCCUGGAUGCUCUAGCUAUGAAAAUGCAGAGCGCAACGUAUCAGAUAGCGACUCGGGGAAGGAGGCCGUGCAAAGAGACGUCGAGGCGAAAGGCUGCAGCGGCAGGGCUAAAGAGACGGCGACAAGCGAAAAGAAGAGCUCUUCCAGAGCGGUGGCAGAGGAAGCGAAUGGUGAUGGCAGAGACGCAAGCGAGGAGGCGACAGAAAGAAGCAAAGACGGCGAAGAGGAUCACGACAUGCGGCAGCUGGAAGAGAACGUGACCUUUCAGUUGGCUCAAGUGUACAAACAAAUGGGGGCUCACGAGCGUGCCUGCGCAGUGCUGCAGCCUCUGCAUUCACGAAACUGGGGUUUGGCGCCUCUCUCCUCGCUCUUAGCGUUUUGCCUUCAUAAAUCGGGGAGGCUCCAGGAGGCUAGAGAGGUCUUGGAAGGUGCCCUCUAUAAGCUACUCCCUCACGAGGCCACCCAACAGCUCAUGCUGGAGCUUCAAAGGGAUCUUUUACACCAGCAGCAUCAGCCGCAGCGACAGGAAGAGCAUGAUCAGCAUGAGCUCGACUCAGCAGCAGCCAAGUGCUCCAAGGCCGUCCUGUCUGAAGCAGAUGCUCCGUCGCAGUCGGCUACAGCGACAGCAGCAACGCCAACGAGCAGCAACGUUAGCCCGGAGCAUUCGCUUCUGCCUCUCAUGGAAAAAGAGCAACAAGACUGCUUGAAUAUGCUGUGCGAAAUAGAUGCAGAGGAAGGGAGGCACAGCCACUGCCUUCUUCUUAUUCAGUCCUUCCUAGGGGCCGCUCCUCUCACCUCUGCCCCUCUGGAUUUAGCCGUGAAACUGGCUGCUGCCGGCGUCAUCACGGGCAAGCUGGACUGCUCAGCAGAGGUGGAGGCCCGGCUGAAUGCAGCAGCGCUGAGGAGGAGGCCUGCAGGCGGAAGCCCGAAGGCUGCUGCAGCGAGUGCUAUCCCUGCCGCAGGCACAAACGGAUUCCGGGGUGUGUGUGGCUCCUUCCUCGUCGCAUCUGUUGACUCCUGCUGCGUUGCUCCUACGCACACCUGCGCGGCACUGGAGGAACGAGAGAACGUCAUCCUGGCAGCUCUCUUGGGGCACCUGUCCCUCCCGUCCCCUCCUCCCUCUGUCGUAGACGCGCGGCUGGCGGCUUUAGGCAGAAAUACACAGGGAUACGCAGCUGUACGUCGCCUGCUGUGCGCUGUGGGCGUUUUCAGCUGUCUGUGA
This is a messenger RNA of Cyclospora cayetanensis, 1392 nucleotides long. RefSeq lists its product as uncharacterized. The record is from RefSeq and is a predicted model, not a curated record. NCBI's taxonomy places the organism in Eukaryota, Apicomplexa, Conoidasida, Eucoccidiorida, Eimeriidae. Bases 1 to 1392 code for a protein of 463 amino acids. Gene Ontology annotation, molecular function: protein binding. The transcript is spliced from 5 exons.